GAGUCUGAGCACGUGACGAUACCAGGGUAGGGCGUUAACGAAGCGCGUGUAUUGUGUUUCUAAAAGUGCUCUGUGUUUGCGCGUGGCGCCGCGCAGCAGGCGCUGGUGGAGAGGGAACGCGAGGAAGCCGAGGAGGAGGAGCACGAGCGCGAGGAGGAGGCGGAGGAGGAGGAGGAGCGCGAGGACGAGUACCUGGACCUGCUGCAGGGCCUCUGGCGCAAGUACCGCCAGGUCAACCCCGACGUGCGCCGCAUUGAGGACCUGAGCCCCGAGGACUUGCAGGAGCUGCUCGCGGGGAUAGCGGACGCGGACGUGGACGAGCAGGUGGUGGCGCGCGACGGCCCGGCCAAGCGGCAGUACGGCGGCUUCGACUACUUCAACAACGCGGGCGCGCUGGGCGGGUGGCAGGCGGGCGGCAUGUACCGCAAGCGCGGCAAGCAGCGCCUGGAGCAGACGGGCGGCGCCGGCGCCGGCGCGGGCUUCCUGUACGCGCUCAAGUUCGCGUCGCCCGCGGCGCAGCGCGACGCUCUGGAGGCGCUGGCGGACGACGACGACGCAGAGGCCGGCGGCGAGCGCGACGAGGACGCGGCGCGCCUCGCGGCCGCCGCAGCCGCCGCGCCCGUCGGUGAGCAGCCUUGUAGCGGGCGGGCGGUGGCCUUCGGUCCCGGCGGU
Messenger RNA from Gryllus bimaculatus (two-spotted cricket), 672 nucleotides. The record is from the annotation of a GenBank genome assembly. NCBI's taxonomy places the organism in Eukaryota, Metazoa, Arthropoda, Insecta, Orthoptera, Gryllidae.